Molecule: messenger RNA, 3440 nt
Organism: Paramormyrops kingsleyae
Lineage: Eukaryota; Metazoa; Chordata; Actinopteri; Osteoglossiformes; Mormyridae
Product: AMP deaminase 2-like
Biological process (GO): IMP salvage; AMP metabolic process
Cellular component (GO): cytosol
Molecular function (GO): AMP deaminase activity
Source: RefSeq, a predicted model, not a curated record
ACUUGCGUAAAUUGCCUGUACUCCUGUUGUCUUUAAGAGACUCAGAAAAGGGGACUGAUUAACGUCUCUUUCUCACUUAAUUGGAGUUGGAUUCGUCCCUGUGGGGCUACUGUAUUAGUCAGAAAAGAACAAUGCAAUGUAUUAAUCUAAAAAUUUUCAGCGGAUGUCUGUAACGUAUAGGCAUUGUUCAUAGCGGGUCGGUUUUUACCGUGGUAAUAAGUCUGCAGUCUGCACAUACCAAAACGCGAGAUUAACAAAGGAGACACAUAACUACUAGUGUAACUAUACAACAUCUUACCGAAUCCGCAACAAUGGCAGGUGAUUUGCGAGGUAUCUCCACCUCCAAGGCCCUCCCGCCUCAGCGAUCCCUACCGGGGACCCCAGUUUCCCUCAAGCACUUUCCCAUUGACUUGCGAACCUCCAUGGAUGGCAAAUACAAGGAACUCGCUCAGGAGCUGUUCACGCGAGACAGCGAGAUGCGCAGCGCCCCCUAUGAGUUCCCAGAGGAGUCUCCCAUUGAGCAGCUGGAGGAACGGCGACACCGUCUGGAGAGGCAGAUCAGCCAAGAUAUCAAGCUGGAGCCUGAGAUCCUGCUGCGAGCCAAGCAGGACUUCUUGAAGAUCGACAGCGCUGCUGAUCUGGAGCUACUGAGGGAGCAGAAUGAAGUACACGUAGACCACGCUUCAAAAGAGAAGGAGGUGACCCUAGAACGGGAGUUUCAGCGCGUGACCAUCUCUGGAGAGGAGAAAUGUGGGGUGCCCUUCACGGACCUGCUGGACGCAGCCAAGUGUGUGGUGAAGGCCCUGCUGAUCCGGCAGAAGCACAUGGCCCUGUCGAUGCAGGGCUUCUGCAGAACUACGUCGUGCUACCUGCAGGAGCUGGGUGAGAAGCCGCCAGUGCUGCGCGUCUACGAGGACAUCCCGGAGACACCAGUGGCCGCAGAUGCCCCUGUGCACCCACCGGUUUCAAAAACUCAUCCCUAUGAAGGCCAAGACCCCAAAAACAUGCCAGCAGACAUAGGGUACGGCCUCAGGAUGGUGGAUGGCGUGGUCCAUGUCUACACUAAGAGGAACACCCUUGAGAAGAGUACCGAGCUAGAUCUGCCGUACCCAGACUUACAAGAAUACAUCACCGACAUGAACAUGAUGAUGGCCCUUAUCAUCAAUGGCCCAGUGAAGUCCUUCUGCUACCGCCGACUGCAGUAUCUGAGCUCCAAGUUUCAGAUGCACAUCCUGUUGAAUGAAAUGAAGGAACUGGCAGCUCAGAAGAAGGUCCCUCAUCGUGACUUCUAUAACAUCCGCAAGGUGGACACGCACAUUCACGCCUCCUCCUGCAUGAACCAGAAGCACCUCCUUCGCUUCAUCAAGCGGGCCAUGAAGAAGAAUCCUGAGGAGAUUGUGCACAUAGAGCAGGGCAGGGGCCAGACUCUCAUGGAGGUCUUCGAGUGCAUGAACCUCACGGCCUUCGACCUGAGCGUGGACACACUCGACAUGCAUGCUGACCGCAACACCUUCCACCGCUUCGACAAGUUCAAUGCGAAAUACAACCCCAUUGGCGAGUCCAUUCUACGGGAAAUCUUCAUUAAGACCGACAACUACAUCGAGGGGAAGUAUUUUGCACACAUCAUCAAGGAAGUGAUGUCAGACCUGGAGGAGAGCAAGUACCAGAAUGCAGAGCUGCGUCUGUCCAUAUAUGGGCGCUCACGGGACGAGUGGGACCGCUUGGCUUUCUGGGCUGUCCGUCAUGGCGUCUACUCUGACAACGUGCGCUGGCUGGUCCAGGUGCCUCGUCUCUUUGACGUCUACCACACUAAGAAGCAACUGGCCAACUUCCAGGAGAUGCUGGAAAACAUCUUUUUGCCGCUGUUUGAGGCCACCAUCAAUCCCCUGAGCCACCCAGAGCUGCAUCUUUUCCUCCAGCAUGUGGUGGGCUUUGAUAGCGUGGAUGAUGAGUCCAAGCCGGAGAACCACAUUUUCAACCUGGACAGCCCCCUUCCAGUUGACUGGACGGAGGAGGACAACCCACCCUACUCCUACUACCUCUACUACAUGUACGCCAACAUGACCGUGCUCAACCACCUGCGAAGGAAGCGUGGCUUCCGCACCUUCGUUCUGCGGCCGCACUGCGGAGAGGCGGGGCCUAUUCAUCACCUGGUGUCGGGAUUCAUGCUUUCCGAGAACAUCUCGCAUGGCCUCCUGCUGAGGAAGGCCCCGGUGCUGCAGUACUUGUACUACCUGGCCCAGGUGGGCAUCGCCAUGUCGCCCCUCAGCAACAACAGCCUCUUCCUCAGCUACCACCGCAACCCCCUCCCCGAGUACCUGUCCCGCGGCCUCAUGGUCUCCCUGUCCACCGACGACCCGCUGCAGUUCCACUUCACCAAGGAGCCGCUGAUGGAGGAGUACAGCAUCGCCACCCAGGUGUGGAAGCUGAGCUCCUGCGACAUGUGCGAGCUGGCCAGGAACAGCGUGCUGAUGAGCGGCUUCUUCCACAAGGCAAAGAGCUAUUGGCUGGGCCCUGGCUACUUGAAGGAAGGCCCUGAGGGCAAUGACAUCCGGCGCACAAACGUGCCCGACAUCCGCGUGGCAUUCCGGUUCGAGACGCUGUGCGAGGAGCUGCAGCUCAUCACCCAGGCUGUCCGUACCGCAGAGCUGGAGCCCAUCCCGGAAGAGGACAGCCUGUCCAUGGCUCCACUCCCAGGGGGACGAUAGGCAGCCUCACCCCGUCCUCUCCCUCCCCCUCAAACCAACAGGGAAGGCUGCCACCUCCUGGGCAUGAAGAGUACUGCAUGCUCACAGCUCAACCUAUAUCUUGACACCAACUAAGCAACCAGUGUCAGACACAGGCUAGGCCUGUCUUCCGGCAAGGGUGGCUGGCGUUAGCGAUUAUUAUGCCAGUGCUCUGUGUGUGUGGGGGGGAGAGAGAGAGAUCUGUCUCUGCCAGCUGCUGUCUCACUACCUCCUUUCUUCCUCACUGUGAAACUGUUUCGGCAAGUUAAUAAGUGACAGCAGUUUCUAACACUGAGUGUUGGACACCUUGAAAGAUGCAUGAAGGUAUGGGGUCAAAUCCCACUCCCCUCCCCCCCGUGCUGCUCUUCAUGACGCACAUGUGUUUAUUGCACCUGCUCGCCCCCCCCCCCACCCCGUGCCCCACACAGGCUGUCUUAUCCCUGUGACACAUAAUAGGUCCAUUAUAAGUAGUGGUCACGCUCUGGGAGUUUUAGGGGGGGGGGGGCACCCCUGGGAGGAGGAACCAAUCCUGAUCCACAUUCCAACACAUAACAGGGUAGAAACCCAAGCAUUUUAUGUAAAUGUUGAGUUUAGAAACCCCGUGUGUUCCUGCGUGUUUUUUAUGCCACAUCUCUUCUCCAUGUCCCCAGUUCUGACCGGUGCAGUGUUUCUCGUAAGCUUGCUGUCCGCCCACUAAUGGGCAGCCCCAGUUAC